GAUCCAACCCCUGAUGGCGCUGGCGUCACCGGCACAGCACGGCGGCUCCGUAAGGAGAGAGCGGCCUUCCCAUAGGCUGCCCGGGAGAUGCCCCGCCCCCUCCGGCGCGCCCCAUGGCUGGCCGGGGGGGACGGAGGAGAUAGCUCUUCCUCUCUUUCCCCGCGCGCCUGGAGGAGUUGGUGCGGCGGUGUCUGGCCGGGCAGCCAUGCUCCCGUCCCUCAGCCACCUGACCCAGCACACCGGCUUCCGCGGCACCAUCAAAAACUCACCCAGCGACUUCGUGGUGACAGAAAUCCCCGUGCCCCAACACUCGGUUAGCGAUGACCAGGCUGAACCGCUUCAGAAACCCAGCGAAGUGCCGCCAGAACGAAGCAGCCCGUGGCUGCAGCCACCCAAAAAAUCGAGGACGGAGCCCGCGGGCCUUGAGGGUGAACCUGACCCGAGAACUGGCCCGGAGGGAGCCAGCCCCUUGGAUUCCUUGCUGGGCAAAUCCACGAGCGAACUGCUUGAUAAAUUCGCCCGUGACCUGAAGGACGCGUGGGACCUGGAAAGUGGCGGCGAUGCUGGCGCGGGGGGGUUCUCGCUGGGGCCUGUGCUGGACAAGAAGGAUCGAGCUGGUCUGCACAGCGCUGUCAGGCAGAAAUUCCCCUUCCUGGUCACUGUUACGAAAGGCAAGGAAAUGAUUGUAGAAGGAAACGCUGAUUACAGAGAACUUCGUCAGUUAGUGUCUGAAAAGGAGACCAGUGCUUUCUUUAAAUUUUUAGAUGCAAAGCUAGAAAAUUCUACAUUUUCUUUUGAGCCUGAUGGGAACAAAGAGCACAGAAAAGUAGUUCACCAUUUUAUCAACAGAAAAUUUGGAAAACUUUUAGAAACAAAAUCUUUUACUGUGACAGAUGUCAAUGAUCAGCCAAAGAUGUCAAUAAUGGUAAGAUUUCGAGAAAAAAGUUGGUCCAGAAAAAGGUCUGCUGAUGGUUUCCAGGAAAAACAAGAUCUUUAUACAGGUUUCACCCUUCAGAAAGAAAAUCUAGAAACACUAGAAGCAAUCGGUUUCUUGGCUGCUGAACUUGGUGUUCUUCCUUCAGACUUCAGUUAUACUGGCAUCAAAGACAAGAAGGCUGUUACUUACCAGCCUAUGGUAGUGAAGAAGGUGACUCCUGAAAGGUUGAAAGAAAUUGGGAGCAAAAUGGAAAAAAAGGGCAUGAGAAUACACAACAUACAUUCAACAUGCAAGCACCUCAGACUUGGUCAGCUGAAGGGAAAUCACUUUGAUAUAAUUGUGAGGGAUCUCAAACACCACAGUCAUGACCCUUCUGCAGAUCUGAAACAGAGAAUAUCUGAAGCAAUGGAAAGUGUUAAGACAAAAGGUUUCGUUAAUUACUAUGGACCUCAGCGAUUUGGACAGGGACAAAAUGUUCAGACAGAUCAAAUAGGAUUGGCUUUACUGAAUGAAAAAAUGGUGAAAGCAGUGAAAUUGUUCUUCACACCUGAAGAUACCGAUGACCCUGUAAACAAUGCAAAAAGAUACUUUCUUCAAACUGAAGAUGCAAAGGGCACACUCAUGAUGCUGCCAGAAUUUAAAGUGAGAGAGAAGAUGUUGCUACGAGCCUUAAAUCGCUAUGGUGUAAAUCAUGAAGGCUGUACCAAAGGAUGGCUCAAUAUUCCUCAUUCCAUGCGCAUAUUCUAUGUCCAUGCUUAUUGCAGUAAAAUUUGGAAUGAAGCAGCAUCAUAUCGGCUGAAGAUUUAUGGUACGGAAGUUGUUGAAGGUGAUCUUGUCUUGCCAAAUGAAAAUGAUGAAAGCGUUUCCCUGAAUGACAAGGUUCAUGUAGUCACUGCUUCAGAAGAGUCAGCCAACAAAUACUCUAUAAACCAAGUUGUUCUUCCAAUGGUGGGACACAGUAUCAAGUAUCCCAGUAAUAAAGUUGGGCAGUGGUACCAUGAAAGGCUUUCUAAGGAUGAGCUGCAGACGUGCAAAUUCAGAGUGUCUCCAUUACAGCUGAAUAUACCUGGAUGCUACAGACUCAUUGUGAAAAGUGUUCAGAAUCUGUCAUAUUUUUUGGAAGGUAGUGAAAAAGGAAUUGAGAAUGAAGACAACCACUUGAAUGAAUCAAGAGUCUCUCUUCAUAUAUCAUUUGACCUUGAUCCUUCAUGUUAUGCAACAGUCUGUCUGAGAGAAAUAAUGAAAUGUGACUUUUAAGAUUCUGGUUAAUGAAAUUUUUGCAGGAAUAUUAUAAAAUUGUGGUAUUUUAUAUAUAAUGCAAAGAAAAUAAGGCUGAAUAACAGAUUCAAGUCAGGGACAGGAAAAUUUGUAGACUGAGAUUCAUACUGAUUAGAAAAAAAAACCACCAAAAUAUUUUAGAAUGUUCCAAAAACAUUCCAAACCCCAAAUGCAAACCCUUGAAUGGACUGGAGUAGAACCACGUGUUAUGCCAGGCGGGUCUAACGGAACUUAAAGAAGCCAUGGGUAGCAAGCAUGAAUUUCAUAUUUGAAUAGACAUCUAACCUGCAAAGUUAAAUCCUGGAAAAAAUGUUUGUAGCAAACAAAUGUAUCUCUUACCUCAUAACCAUAUUUUUAAAAAUUAUUUAUAAAUGCUGUUCAAGCAAUCAUGUUACAAGUUCGCAGCCUACAAGUACCUAACUGAAAAGAUGCUAUACUGAGGUUCACUAAAUACAUUGUGUUCAGGCCCUAAGUGUUAAAAAGUAGAAGUCCUGAGUCAACAAUGACAAGUCAUCUUGUACUUUAUCAGACAUCUGAUGAAUCCUCCAACUUAAAUUAAUGCUAAUAAUUCCAGCAUUAAGUAGUUCAUGGCUCUUAGUGCUAAUUAGGUAAGUAAGAUGAGGUGAGUAACGUAACUGCAAAACCAUUUAUAAUAAAACCAAAACAUUGUUUUAUUGUUUAUGGGAUGCAAACUCUAUUCCUGUUACCGUGAAGCCUUUUGGUAGCAAAAAAAAAAAAAAAAAGAAGUUAAUGGAACUUUCCUGGAAAAAAACCUUUUAUAUUUUUUUCUUAAUUAAAAAAAAAAAAAUCUUUUAACUGUGAUAAAA
This is a messenger RNA of Columba livia (rock pigeon), 3042 nucleotides long. It is a transcript of the gene PUS7L, whose product is annotated as pseudouridine synthase 7 like. Gene Ontology annotation, molecular function: RNA binding; pseudouridine synthase activity. Gene Ontology annotation, cellular component: nucleus. The coding region runs from base 14 to 2194 and encodes 726 amino acids. Gene Ontology annotation, biological process: pseudouridine synthesis. The transcript is spliced from 9 exons. NCBI's taxonomy places the organism in Eukaryota, Metazoa, Chordata, Aves, Columbiformes, Columbidae. The record is from RefSeq and is a predicted model, not a curated record.